Messenger RNA from Cutaneotrichosporon cavernicola, 546 nucleotides. RefSeq lists its product as uncharacterized. The transcript has 3 exons. Gene Ontology annotation, cellular component: spindle microtubule; DASH complex. The record is from RefSeq and is a predicted model, not a curated record. Gene Ontology annotation, biological process: attachment of spindle microtubules to kinetochore. NCBI's taxonomy places the organism in Eukaryota, Fungi, Basidiomycota, Tremellomycetes, Trichosporonales, Trichosporonaceae. The coding region runs from base 1 to 546 and encodes 181 amino acids.
AUGUCCAGGCAAUCAUAUUACUCGGCCGGCCCACGGGCAAGCCGCCUACGCGAGAGCAUGGUCGUCGACGUCGUGUCCCCCCUCGACGCGUGCGUUAAUGCCGCAGAAGCCUGUGUCGAGACUCUGGGAAGCGCGGUGACUAAGCUCGAGCCGGGAGUACAGGAUAUGGGGCGGUUGAAGAAAGUGUUGAGGGCGCAGCAUCACUACCUCGUCUUACCCGCUACCGAGGUGCAGCUGCGCCGGGUCGAGUAUGCCACCGCAAUUGAGAAGCAGCUCGAACCGUUGCUUGCGCGUAGUGCCCAGCUACUCGAGUCUGAGGCGGCACAGAUCCGUCGUCUUGAGGGCCGGUUGGCCGAGAUCCAGGGGAGCAGCCGCGCUGUUGAGCCCAAGAGUGUGCCCAGGCGCGAGUGCGCGCUUGAUGGUAUUGAUAUGCGCGACAAGACGCUCAGUAUUGCGCAGCGGCGCAAAAUCGGGACUCUCAAGAACAGGCGACAGAAGCUACUAGAAGAGCAGAAGCGGCUAAUGGGCGAGAUGGGCAGCACAUAG